UAUUGUGGUAUUUGAUUAUAUUAUACCUAUAAAUACUCUGACGUUGUUUUAUAUUCUUGAUUCAACUUAUUCAAGGGCAAGUUCCGAUAUAUAAUCAAAAUAAAUGAUGAGUUAUUGUUUAUAACAAACAAACAACGUAUGUACCUUACCGGCUUUUUCAAUUCGCGUGCAAUAGCAUAGAAGCUGACUCAAACUGAUGUUAUAUAUUUGAAAAAUACUUACCUCAAGAAUUUGCUACUACAACUCAAGAACUCGUUAAAAUUUAAUCAUUAUUUUGCCAUUUCAAACCAAAACAACAAUGCAAGUAGAACACAGGAUUGUACAUUUGGACUUGAAGGGUGCUCCUUGGAAGAUUCCUUAUUUAGAAAAGGUAUUACUAAAAGCCAAAGCAUGGGGCGCUACCGGAGCCCUGUUCGAAUGGGAAGACACAUUUCCGUAUAAUGGAGAGCUUGUGGCAUUAGGAAGUAUUACGGGAUGCGGGGGAGAUGGCAUGUACACAAUGGACGAAGUUAAUCAUAUCUUGAGAUUUUGUAAAGAAAAUAGCUUGGAAGUUAUCCAAUUAAUCCAAACCAUGGGUCACAUGGAGUUUGUACUGAAGCACCCAGCAUAUGCACCUCUCCGGGAACUCCCAGAGUCUCCCACCUCGCUCUGUCCGUCCAAACCGGAGUCCCAGGUUCUAGUCCGAGCCAUGCUCGAACAAGUGCUGGAUGCUCAGCCUGAUGCGGCUUAUUUACAUAUUGGAGCAGAUGAGGUAUGGUACACAGGUGUAUGUUCAGAUUGUAAAAAGAAACUAGAAGGGAAUGCAGAUGGAACAGCAUCACUUUACCUGGAACACGUACAAAAUUUAGCUCUAUUCCUUAAGGAAAAGAGACCAAAUUUGACUAUCUUGAUGUGGGAUGAUAUGUUAAGGCCCAUGCGUUUGGAUACAUUGAAAUCGUACAAACUAGGCGAGUUGGUGCAACCAGUGGUGUGGGAUUACAAUGUGGUGCACCAUUUCAACAUACCACCAGAUUUGUGGACCAAAUACUCGGAGAUGUUCCCGAAGGUGUGGGCCGCUUCGGCGUUCAAGGGCGCCAAUGGAAUUAAUAAGGUGAUAUCGCCAGCCAGUAGAUACGUGAGCAACCACGUGGCUUGGGUGAAUGAAUUUGAGAAAUAUCCGAAUAUCAAUUUCGCUGGAAUCAUAUUGACUGGAUGGUCGAGGUACGAACAUUUCAGCCCACUCUGUGAGAUAUUGCCAGUUUCUAUGCCGAGUUUGGCGAGCUGUUUGGCCAAAGUUGACGGCCGAACAUUAGAGACGUCAGUGUGUGAAGAUUUGCCGGCCGAGGAAUGGCCCGGCGGCCAUCUUGCUAAAUGCAUCAGAUAUGCUGUCUCGUUGACUGAGGAUUGUCAGAAAUUUGUUGCUGGACAAACAAAUUUGAAUCCUGACAUGGAUUCCGCGCAAGUUGAAAAGAAAAAUGAAAUUUCGGAAAAUCCUGCUGAAAUGCUCAAAGAAUUGCAAGCGGUGAAAGACGAUGUGUCGAGGCUACUCUCUGAAAUAACAGGGAAAAGGAGUGCGCAAGAAUGGGUUCAAGUUUAUCUCAUGCCGUCUAUAACAAUGUUGACAGAAAUAAUUAAAUAGACCAUUCAAAAUUGGCCAAAGAUUGAAUUCAGAAGUGUAGAGCAAUAAUAUAAAUGCCGCCUGGAAAAGAUGCUACAUAGUAGAUGAUUGUACCAUAGACAAAUCAUGAUCAUCCUGAUUAAAAUAGAAUAAUUUCCGAAAACUAUUACGUACUAUUUAUGCUUAAAAAAAACUUAUUUAGCUUUGGAUGUGUGAGAAAUCAAAGGCAAGUCAGCCAUAGUUAUUAUUUGAUUUUUGUCAAACAAACGGUUGUAAUUUACUUAAUUUUAGCAAUAAGUGCAAUUGUGAUCAAAUAAAUAGUAAUCUGUGAA
Molecule: messenger RNA, 1929 nt
Organism: Amyelois transitella
Lineage: Eukaryota; Metazoa; Arthropoda; Insecta; Lepidoptera; Pyralidae
Product: hexosaminidase D
Exons: 11
Coding region: 299-1618 (439 amino acids)
Biological process (GO): carbohydrate metabolic process
Molecular function (GO): hexosaminidase activity
Source: RefSeq, a predicted model, not a curated record